AUGGCUCUCCUCGGGGGCGCUGCUUUUGUUACAGUUUUUCUAACAUCACUUGCCGUCUUUUCAGGCUAUGAGUGGAAUCACUCCGGCUCGUCGCCGCUUCGCUCCUCCCCUGAUACAACGUCAUCGAUGUACCCCGAUAGACCAAUCCGUCCUCUACCUAAACGCCGUCUUCGAACCCGAUUAUCUCCAGAACAAGUCGAGACGAUCACAUACCCUCCCGCACCGCCAUCCACAGGCCCGCUGUUCAGCUUUCCAUACCCAGAAACCAGGGGAGGUGCUCGCGUGGGACAGCGAAGGGGAGAAAGUGAUCAUCACUCGUGCCAUUGCGGUCACAAUCAUUCCGAGUUAGAAAGCGAAGACGAGGAGGAUGAACGUGGGGCUCCUUUACCAUCCUCGCCAAGCUAUCACUAUAGCCGAGCCUCGCAAGGAAAGCCUACCCCCACCGUAAACACAUAUCCAAAGCCUGUCUCAGCUGCGUCCUCGGUUGACGGGUAUGAGUCAUUCGAGAAUACAAACAACAAGAAGAAGCGGAAGAUCCCAAAUAUGGGUAGCUCAAGCACCCACCAUAGCAAUCUGUCCACAGAUAUGGCUGGAAUGGGCAUAUCCCAUGCUCACGAGUCUGUGGCUCCGGAUGAUAUUGAUGGACCUGGACGUUACUACGGUUCUGCUCCGUCUACGCCUCAGCAUAACAGUUCCGGUACAGGCAUCUCAGGUGCGGGCAGAGGCCGAUUUGGACGAUCCGCGUCUGGAAGAUCGGAGCGACGUGUAUUGGGCAACUCUACCAACAUUGCCAAUGCUAAAGCGAGUAACAAACGACCCCCAGAUCAAGGCGGCAUCAUCAGCACAGCAAUCGCGAACGCCCAAGCCACGCCCCCACAAACAUACGCCGGUAACGAGAACGUGAGUCUUCUGCAAAAGGAAGCAUCGAAGACUAGUGCAAAGCAGACUCAGUUCACUUUUACCUGCGGGUCCGACUCAGCAAAUAAGAUGGUUUGGCCCGGCCAACAGAACGGAGUCUUUUCUACCCAUACCGAGUUUACUACCCAUCCCGGAGAAUACCCUCCUGGUCAUUUGCCGCCAGGCGUAAAGGUCGGGGGCAUACGUACUUCGCGCUCCGAUGUCCCGGCUGUGACAACACAUGGAACGCAGACAAGCCCUAAUAUGAAUGGUACACAUUAUCCUCCUGGAGCAAAGAACUCUUUACAACAGAAAGGUGGCCACCCUACCCAACAACAACCCCCACCUCCGAAGCCCCGCCGGAGUGCAUCCAAGCUUUACGCUUAUGCAGCUCGUAAACGUCGCAUUCAGCAAGAAUACGCCAACUUUCACAACCCUCCUAAUCCAGCCUGGAUUUGCGAGUUCUGUGAAUAUGAGGAUAUAUUUGGGACUCCGCCGGUCGCUUUGAUACGCCAGUAUGAGAUGAAGGAUAGGAAGGAAAGAAAGCGGUUGGCCGAGAAACGAAGACUCCUAGAAAAGGCGCGAAUGAAGGGACGUAAAGGCAAGAAGGCAAGCAAAAAAUCUCAAAACAAUGCAAACAACGCUCAACACCAUCAAAACCCACCCCCAGGAGAUUAUGACCGACACCCAGAUGACGGUCUACUCGAGGUGCAGGAUGACGAAUAUGACGACGAGGACUUCGACAAACUCGACAAAUUCCACCAAUUACCGCCUCAAUCGUGCGACCAUCCCGGCUGUCAUCACCACAAUCACCCAAAGCCUCCUAUUCCAGUCUCCGGUGAUCACCGCGGAGGCGGAACGGGACGAUCGAAUGGUGCAUAG
Aaosphaeria arxii CBS 175.79 is the source of this 1779-nucleotide messenger RNA. RefSeq lists its product as uncharacterized. The transcript is spliced from 2 exons. Bases 1 to 1779 code for a protein of 592 amino acids. Lineage: Eukaryota; Fungi; Ascomycota; Dothideomycetes; Pleosporales. The record is from RefSeq and is a predicted model, not a curated record.